CCCUCUAAGCACAUCGCCAACCCUCGACGCCUGCUCAUUCUCACGCCAACAUCCCAAUCCCUCUCAACAAUACCCCCUCUCCUCCACUCUCUCACCGGGGUACCCGUCCACGACCCCCCGCAACACGAAACCAUCCCAGAAACCCCAGCAUCUCCGUCCGAUCCCUCCUCGCUCGCAGCCCCAGCAACCACAACCUCCUUCGCAGGCUACACAACCCACAGCCCUCUCCGCCUUGCCACAAAAUACUACUCUGCCGAAAUUCCUCUCUGGGUUGACGAGAUACCCCUCGCAUCCACCGACGUCGUCGCCUCACAGUGGCGCACCGAGUUUCUCAGCGACGAAGCCGAGAUUGUCCGCGAUGCUGUCGGCGCGCUCGUCGUGUGUGCUCAAAAACCGGAGUCCAGCACUGCACCCGAUGCGCUAGAUUCAAAUAUUGCGCGGCGUCCAGACAUCCGCGCACUGCUGGACCUGAUGCGGGAUGUUGGAGCAGUAAAGGGGCGCAUUGAUGAGGAGCGCGGCGGCGUUGGUGAUGUGCCGGGUGUGUUUGUAUUGUUGGGGAGUCGCAAGGCUGGCGUGUCGGUGUCUACGGCUACGGCUCCGUCUCACAGGGAUGCAGAGUCAGCGCUGGGUGUGGAUCAGGAGGAUUUGGGGGAUGGUGCGAUAGAUGUGCCGCUUUCGGUGGCAUGGUGGGAGGAGCAGCUGUUUGAGUUGGGGCUGUUUGGGUGGGAGAUUAUUGAGUGGGAUCCGCAGGAUCAGGGCAGUGUGAAGACAAGGAAUAUGUUUGGAGAAUUGGAAGGCAUGCCACGCAUCAAGGAAGUGCUGGAAACGCAUGACUGGAGUGCGGCAGGUGGGCUGCAGGAUCUUGAUCCCGAGGCAGAUUCUGGAUUCGACUUCGAUGAUGACCUCGAGAAAGAGUUACUUAGUUUCGAUAGGUCAAUGCAUACACGCGGUUUUGGCCAAGAGGUUCAGGAGCUCGAGCGCGAGAUGUUUGGACUACGGAUGGCUAUUGAACGUGGUGGUGAGUUUGGGGACAAUGAGGAGGUUGAGGAGGAUGAGGAUGAAGAGCUCAAGGUUGAGUCUAUCGAGGGUUUGAUGCUGCAGAAUUCGUUGCAAUUGGGUACAAAUGCUGAUACAGAUGAAGAUAUGGGCGCUGAGUUACCGGAGAAUGAGCGCAAGAAGUUCGCUGCGAAGGCCGUGCAAAAUAUCAUGCGUGACCUAUAG
Penicillium macrosclerotiorum is the source of this 1221-nucleotide messenger RNA. RefSeq names its product adaptin-binding domain-containing protein. The transcript has 3 exons. The annotation marks the transcript as partial. The record is from RefSeq and is a predicted model, not a curated record. Gene Ontology annotation, molecular function: protein-macromolecule adaptor activity. NCBI's taxonomy places the organism in Eukaryota, Fungi, Ascomycota, Eurotiomycetes, Eurotiales, Aspergillaceae. Gene Ontology annotation, biological process: vesicle-mediated transport.